Molecule: messenger RNA, 1582 nt
Organism: Strigops habroptila (Kakapo)
Lineage: Eukaryota; Metazoa; Chordata; Aves; Psittaciformes; Psittacidae
Gene: OLFML3
Product: olfactomedin like 3
Exons: 4
Coding region: 13-1191 (392 amino acids)
Biological process (GO): signal transduction
Source: RefSeq, a predicted model, not a curated record
UCUCUGACGGCCAUGGGGCCCUGGCGCUGCCUGCUCCUCCUGCCGCUCCUCGCUGUGGCCCUGCGAGCCCAGCAGCAGCAGUUCAUGGAGUAUGUGGAGCGGCGCCUCACCCUCCUGGAGGAGAGGAUCUCCCAGUGGUACGACCAGAGUAGCCGCUACUCCACAGAGCUGCGGGACUUCAAGAACCAGGUGUUGGGGAUGCUCGAGACAGCAGAGAAGGAGCGGGAGACGAUGCGGUCGGAGGCAGAGAGUGCAGCAGUGCGCGUGGACCGGCUGGAGCGGGAGGUGGACUACCUGGAGACACAGAACCCUGCGCCGCCCUGCGUGGAGGUGGACGAGACGCUGAUGGAGAAGCAGGUGGCCACAGCCAAGCAGAGGAAGAAUGAGAAAUACACCAAGCUUACAGACUGCAGUGACACCAUUGGGAGUGUCAGAGCCAUGAAGAUCCUGAAGCGUUUUGGCAGCACCUCAGGGCUCUGGACCAAGGAUGCUGCAGGGAACUUGGAGAAGAUCUACGUCUUUGACGGCACUGCCAACGACACAGUGUACGUCUUCCCCCGCAUGCGGGAGUUCACCCUCUUCUCUGCCACCCGCAAGGCUGCCCGCAUCAAGCUGCCUUACCCCUGGGUGGGCACUGGGCACCUCGUCUAUGAUGGGCACCUCUACUACAUCCGCCAGCAGGGAUCCUUCCAGGUGAUCAAGUUCAACCUAGCCAACAAGACAGUGGUGGACAGCUCGGUGUUCCCAGCUGAGGAGCAGAUCCCUGUGUUUGGGCUCUCCCCUUUUACCUACAUAGAGGUGGCAGCGGAUGAGGAGGGGCUCUGGGCCAUCUAUGCCACCAAGGAGGAUGAGAAGAACAUAUGCCUGGCCAAGUUGGAUCCCACCUCGUUGGACAUCGAGCAGAUGUGGGACACACCGUGCCCACGGGAGAAUGCUGAGGGCGCCUUCGUGGUGUGCGGGGCACUGCACGUGGUCUACAACACGCGCCUGCCCAGCCGCUCUCGCGUGCAGUGCGUCUUCGACGUCAGUGGAACUUUGUCCCCUGAGGAUGCCUCCCUUGUCUACUUCCCCAAACGCUACGGCUCCCACUCCAGCAUGAAGUAUAGCCCCCGGGAAAGGCAGAUCUAUGCCUGGGAUGAUGGCUACCAGAUCAUCUACCGCAUGGAGAUGAAGAAGAAGCUGGAGGUCUGAGGGGAUACAGCAAGGUAUGGCUGGAGAGACAAUUGCAAGGGCAAAAACCUGAGCUCCUAUGUCAAGGGUUGCUAAAUCACUCCACAGGCAGCAACUCUUUACUCAGGAUCACCAAAGGUGAAGAGUGAGGGCUUAUGGAGCUAGGGCUAGGGAAAAUGGAUGGGUGUGGGGAAUUAAAAGCAGCAUAUUAUUGAGGUAGAAAGGGUGCUGGCUAUUGCUAAUACUAUGAGAACUUUGUGUUGCUGCAAUGCAAGUAGAGAACUGAAAGGCUGAGGGCUGACUAGAAACAAAGCUUAGCAGAAGUGCAUUACGGGUGGAGUUUCAGCCACCUACUUGCAUAAUGCUAAUUCAAGAUUCUGCUAUCCUGACUAAUAAAGGUUACCAACAUUUA